Molecule: messenger RNA, 1083 nt
Organism: Sitophilus oryzae (rice weevil)
Lineage: Eukaryota; Metazoa; Arthropoda; Insecta; Coleoptera; Curculionidae
Product: cyclin-Q
Exons: 4
Coding region: 228-986 (252 amino acids)
Biological process (GO): regulation of transcription by RNA polymerase II
Cellular component (GO): nucleus
Molecular function (GO): cyclin-dependent protein serine/threonine kinase regulator activity
Source: RefSeq, a predicted model, not a curated record
GAAAAACAUUCCUAGCUAGGAGCGAUUUUUUACCAGACGUGACAACUAAAAUUGUUUAAAAGUUUUUGGAAAAAUAUUGAAUAAAAAAGGAAUUGGUUGAUAUUAUCCUUAUUUGAUACUGUUUGAAUAGGUAAAAUCAUUUUUGGUAUACCGCAUUUUUAUAUUUUAGUAUAGAACCUCUACCAGAAGUUUUGUUAAAAAAAUCAAAGCAAACAGUAAAAUACAAAAUGAAAGACGUUAUUGAUGUCAUGGAACUACAAAGGGAAAAGUCCCGCAGACUAGUUACUGUAGACUACAGGCAGUUGGAUUUUAAAGGAGGUUUUACUCCUGCAAGGUUUAUAUUUGAAUGCGGCAUGAAGUUAAAUGGACAACCUCUAACUUUAGCAACUGCAGCAGUUAUAGUUCAUAGAUUUUUCAAAGAAGUUGAUCAUAACAGUUAUGAUUGGUUUCUUAUUGCCGCAUCAUCACUAUACUUAGCAAGUAAAAUAAAAGACGACCCAUUAAAUAUUCGUGAUAUUAUCAAUGUCGCCCACAAUACUCUUCACAGAGGUUCAAGUCCGCUGGAGAUCGGUGACGAAUACUGGAAUAUGAGAGAUGCGAUUGUUCAAGCCGAAUUGUUAAUCAUGCGAGUAUUGAAAUUUGAGGCAAAUACUGUUCACCCUCAUAAGUAUAUGCUGCAUUAUUUGAAAAGCAUGGAAAGUUGGUUGGGUAAAAAUACUCUUGAAUCAGUUCCUAUAGCAAAAUUAUCUUCAGCAUUCUUACAAGAUUUUCACCAUGACCCAGCAGUAUUAGACUAUCAGCCCCAGCAUAUUGCGAUAUCUUGUAUUUCUUUGGCACUGCAGUGCUACGGUGUACAAUUACCUUUAAUAGACGACCUGGAUGAUGAAGCUUGGUAUUCUGUAUUUGUGAAAGAUUUACAGAAGGAUAAACAUUGGGAAAUAAUGGAGAAAAUUAUGGAAGUUUAUAACAGGGAAGAAGGAAAUUAAAUUCAUGGUAUUAAAUGAGACUACAUUUUUUAAUUAAAUUAAUAUGACUUUCUUAGCUUUCUGUAUGAAUAAAGUGAUCUGAGUAGUUCUGUGCUUA